Messenger RNA from Filobasidium floriforme, 1740 nucleotides. Its product is annotated as mitochondrial import inner membrane translocase subunit TIM50. Bases 1 to 1641 code for a protein of 546 amino acids. NCBI's taxonomy places the organism in Eukaryota, Fungi, Basidiomycota, Tremellomycetes, Filobasidiales, Filobasidiaceae. Gene Ontology annotation, molecular function: phosphoprotein phosphatase activity. The transcript has 9 exons. The record is from RefSeq and is a predicted model, not a curated record.
AUGUUCCGUAACGCCCUUGCGGUCGCCGUCCGGCCCACCACCACCACCGCUCGUACCACCCUUCGAGCACGACGAAAUCUCGAUUCGACUACCCGAGCCGUCUCAUCCACGCCGACCGCAUUCGCCAAGGUUGGCAGCAGCAAAACCAGAUCGGGCGUCAAGAAAUCGAUGGCGGAACGGCCUUCGGAUGUUCCAGACGAUAUCAACGCUCCCGGCGAGGCCAAACCUUUACUGACCGAACAGACUUUCGAGCCCAUCGUCAACGACAUGAGGACCAGCGAAGGACCUCACUCUACCUCAUCGACUCCCCCUACUACCGCCACAUCAGAGGUACCGUCGAGCUCUAGCUCCAGUACCACUUCGACUCCCCCCAACCAGAUUCCCGAGGAACCCUACCAGAUCCCCGAUCGACCCGACCUGACCAAACUUCCCUCUCUCGACUUUGGCCUAGAAGAACCGGUAAAGGAGGCCCCCAAGAUCGAAUCGCCAUCGGGAUCGCAGGAUGGACCUUCGGGAUCGCGUACGGGAGCCAGAGCCAAACCGAGCUUGUCCUCGAUAGAACAGAGGAGACGAAACUUUACCCGCUUCAUGCUGCUCGGCGGCUUGGCGGGGUCGGGCGUCGGGGCUUACUAUCUGGCGACCAAGGAUGACGAGACCAAGUUUGGGGAAGCCGAGGCUAUAGGAGCGUGGGAAAAGUUCAAGAACAACUUUACCGGGUUGCUCGAUACCUUCAACAAGCCCGCAUUUGAAAAGCUUCUCCCGGACCCUCUUCCCGCUCCUCAUCAACGAUCUUACACCCUCUUGGUCGACCUGGAAGACAUGCUCGUACAUAGCGCUUGGGACCGACAAGGUGGAUGGAGAACUGCCAAGCGACCCGGAGCCGACUACUUUUUGGCCUACCUCUCCCAGUUCUACGAGGUCGUCCUGUUCACUUCUCAGCCGCUUUACACCGCUCUUCCCGUUGCCGACAAGCUCGACCCGUUCCAGGCGUACUUGCCUUACAAGCUGUUCAGGGAGAGUACUAGGUACAUCAAGGGCAAGGUGGUCAAGGACCUGUCCUAUCUCAACCGAGACCUCUCCAAGGUCGUUCUUCUCGACACCAACCCCGACCACGCCUCGCUUCAACCCGAAAACGCCAUCAUCAUUCCCAAGUGGGACGGCACUCCGGGCGACAAGGGGUUGGUAGACAUGAUCCCGUUCCUCGAAUCGAUCGGCAUCUUUGCGCCUCCCGACGUUCGACCGAUCCUCAAGGCCUAUGAGGGGAAAAACAUUCCGGUCGAAUACGCCAAACGGGAGGCGGAGAGGAAGCAAGCCGCGAUCGAGGAGUGGGAGCGGGACCACGGUGGUGCAGGGAGGGGUGCGGGGGCCGGGUGGUUGGGGCGGGCGUUGGGGGGACUCAGCGGGCAGCAAUCGGUCGCGAAGCCUACUCAACCCAUGACUUAUCUCGAACAGAAGCGAGCUCAGGCUCAGGCGAUGUACCGGGAAGAGCAAGAAUACUGGCGCAAGAACGCCGACGAGAUCAAGCGUCUGAUGGAGGAAGACAGGCAGAAGCAACUCGCCGACCAAAAGGGUACGCUGAUGAGCUGGAUGACGGGCAAACCAAGCCCCGACGCUCAGGCUCCCGGUCAGCCGUCGGCAUAGGCGGAAUCUUGCGAUCGGAAAGGUGGACAGGCGGACGAAGCGAGGCGGGAGGCACGGAAGGAAGGAGACCGGCAGAGUGGUCUCAAGGUAGUCUAGUCG